This is a messenger RNA of Mytilus californianus (California mussel), 5538 nucleotides long. RefSeq names its product CREB3 regulatory factor-like. Gene Ontology annotation, cellular component: nucleus. Gene Ontology annotation, biological process: response to unfolded protein; regulation of transcription by RNA polymerase II. Gene Ontology annotation, molecular function: RNA polymerase II transcription regulatory region sequence-specific DNA binding; DNA-binding transcription factor activity, RNA polymerase II-specific. The coding region runs from base 501 to 2378 and encodes 625 amino acids. Lineage: Eukaryota; Metazoa; Mollusca; Bivalvia; Mytilida; Mytilidae. The record is from RefSeq and is a predicted model, not a curated record. The transcript is spliced from 7 exons.
UGGCCAGUGGUUGUGCAAUCAAAACAAGUUGUUUAUCGACUAGAAAUUUGUGGUUUUAUACAGUUGAAUCUGUUGGCGAAAACGGCAGUUGGUUCAGUAAUAAAUUGUUUAACAUGUAUUAAGAAUGACUAAUGGUUUUAUUGCCUGAAAACAUAAGGGAUGGUGAUGAAAUCCGUCAUAGACGUGAUGAUCAGGGUUUUCUAAGGUCAAGGAUUUGUUUUUAGUAUGCUAAAAGACGACAGGAUAUUUUGUCACAUCAUCAUUUAAUUUUAAAAACUCAACUGUCAAUCAUCAUUAUGUUUUUCUGAUAGGUCCUGAUAGUAUGUUAAUUGGGUUGAAAAUUUUAGUUUUAAAAAUAGGUGAAAAUUGAGGUGUGCCAAGUGAGGUUAUCAUUAUUCUUGACACUUGACCACUCACAUUGGGGAAUAGUUUACUUUCAUUUUGAUUGGGAAUUUUAACAGUUUUGGAGAAAUACUUUUAAUAAACUUUAAAAAUAGACCAUGGAAAAAAGAAAUGUUAAUCCCAUACCUUGGUUUGAUCUAAAUAGUUCAAGGAGAUUUUAUAUGUUUAAUAGUUUUGGUUACCCAUACUCGACUUGUGGUUGUUAUUAUAAUUGUAUGCCAUAUACACCAGUUCAACAACAGAUGACCUUUGGUUAUAACCAGGCCCCACAACGGCCAAGAAGAAUGGAUCCAUAUUUAAGUAGUGUAUAUGUAACUGAACAAUCAUUAUACGAUCCACCUGUAAGAGAGAAAACAAGUUUGGAUACAUCAGUAUAUGCAUCUAGUCCAAAUUCAUUAUUCAUGUAUGAACAGGAGAAAGCCGAUAUGCAAAGCUCCCUUGGGAAUAUGACAUGUAGUAGGAAGAAUGAGGAAUUUGACUUGAAUUCUCAGUUGGAAACGUCUUGUGAUAUUGCUCUGCCUGUGUCUAAAGGUUCACCAUUGUUCAUAGGAGAGACAUCAGAGUCUCAGUCUAACACAUGGCCAAUGGACACAAAAAGUGAUGUGGAUUUUCUAAAUUGUGAUGUUUUUCAAAUGGAUGAAGAAAUGGACAACCCAACUUUAGCUGAACUGAAUGCUUCAGAAUCACUAUUAGAUGAUUUAGCUAGCAUAGUUGGUCCAACUUCUAGUGACAGUGACAAAACUAAAUCAUGGAAACAAGAAAAUGGGUCAGAAAUCUCGGAACAAGUGCAGCAGUUGAAUGGCAAUUGGUCUUCAACAGGUCAGCUGCCACAAGCUUCACAGCAAAGUUCACUUGCUAGACCUGUGUUUUGUGGAAGAAAACCAUCAGCAACUGUUACUUCAGAGUCUGAUAAUAACACUGUAUCAACUAGAAUGAGUCAGUUGCUGCAUAUUCAAACCAGUCCUCCUAAAAUUGAAUCAGAGUCCACCACUAGUCCAGUUCAAAGUGUGCCUAAUCCAAAGAUUCCGACUAGUCCUGCAAAACGAAAACAGAACAUUAGCAACAAAGAGGUUGAUGAAAAGUGGGAAGAAAUCAAACAUUAUAUAUAUGAUGAUGAUGAGCAGGAUGAAGAUAUACCACAACCAAAACAAACAAGACUCAGUACAGACUCUUACAAGUCUGUUGUUACAUCAAAUGAUGAAUCUGACAUGGAAAGUGAUCGAGAAUCUCACGACUCAGAUUCAGAUUAUGAUGACAACAGUCAAGAUUCAUGGUCAUAUAAACAUGAAACAGACACCUCGCAGAGAAAGUCUCGACAGUAUUUCUGGCAAUAUAAUUUACAAUCAAAAGGACCUAAAGGUGCCCGUGUCAGUUUUGAACAAUUAGAACAAGAUGAUCCACAUGUUGUAAAGGAUUUUGAAGAUCCAGUAUUUGAUCCUGUUGCAAGUAAAUUUGUUGCGGGAACGACAAUACGUCAUGGCGGUAAAGCUCGGAGAGGAGAUGGAACUGAUGUCUCACCAAAUCCAAAGAAACUUUAUCAGAUCGGUCAACAAAUUAACAAGUUAAACAAACAAAUUGACUCUUUUAUUCCAUUGAGUGAAAUGCCAGUCUCUAGUCGGAACAAGUCCAAAAAAGAAAAAAACAAGUUGGCUUCCAGAGCUUGUCGUUUGAAGAAAAAGGCACAACAUGAAGCUUACAAAAUCAAGUUACAUGGCUUAGAUAUGGAACAUAAACAGCUGUUACAACUUACACAAGAAAUGAAGCAGAAAUUUACAGAUGUCCUUCAGAAAACACUACCUGAAAGGAAAAUAGUUAAACAAGAAGGUACAGAUAACCUUCAAAUGACACAGUACUUAGAAAAAACAGCAGAAAAGGCUUAUACUUACAAGGUGGCUGGUGAUACAUCAGAAUUUGUAAACAGAGUGCUCUGUAAAGUAGAGGAAGGAGAUCCUACAGGUGGUCUGGAUCAAACAUAGACUUAACAUUAUAAACUAAAUAGACUAUAGUUCCAAACACUGUGAUGACUGUUCAAAAAUUGUUGUUAUCUUGGAUAUUGCCUUUAGUGUAAACUUUGUGAUUCUGGCAAUUAUUACUAAUGGUGAUAUCAUGUAUCUUCAUGUUGACUUUAAAUUACUUUUGGUACAGACAAUGUGAAAAAAGUUUUUGUUGUUUUUUCUUUGAAUGCUCAAACAGUUGACAUGUGCAUAGAAUGUUUAAUUGCUAGUAUUUUGUAUAUAAUGGUACAUUUAUGUGUAUAUCACUGUAAAUACAUUGUUAUUGUAUUCAAGCAAUGGAAAAAUUUUGUAAAUAGUACAUAUAGACUAGUGUGAUCUUAUGUAAAUAUUUCAUUUGUUGAUUUUGAGAAACAAAUCUGAAAGACUUGUAAUUUGUUGAUUAAAAAAUUAAAUGCAAUAAAGAUUGAUGUUUAUUUUGUCACUAAAAUUUGAAAUAGCAAAACAGUGUCUUUUUUUUCUUUGGCCUCUCGCAUGAUUUAAAGAAUAAAAUGUAUGUGGUUAAGGCUUUAAGAUGUAUAUAAAUCUUCAGUUUUAUGAUUUAACUAGUCAAAAAUUUCACAUGCUAGUACUAUAAAAGUUUAGUAGUCCAUCAUUUAUUUGCUAGUCAAACAUUAGAUUUGUUAGUAUUUCAUUGUAAGAUAUCAUAUGACUUGUAAAUAUGUGAAAAGUUCAAAAUUUGAAAAAAAAAUUGAAUUUGACAGUCUAUCCAGUUUCAUAAAUUCAUAAAAUGAAACAAUAGAAAUAUGUUUAGUUUAAUUUAAACAUUCACUAUAAUCUAUUGAAAUCCUGUAUUAUACACAGUAGAUGUAAUCAGAGUCCAUUUUAUUUGUUUGUUGUUGUUAUUUUUCUUUAUUUAUUGUGUGAAUUAUUUAUUUAUAGGAAUUGGUUACUCUACUGUCCACAGUUAUUUUUUAACCACUAUUAAUCGUGAGGUACUUAUAUUUGUUGAUUUUGUGGGUUAAGGUAAACAAUGAAUUUAAUUGUUCUUUCCAUAAAUAACUUUUUAAUAUGUAUGUUUGAAGAUUUGUUAAAACCACACAAAUUGGUACCCACAAAAUAAAAGAAUCUACAGUUAUUAGCAAAAAUUGGUGAUUGUAAUUUUAGUUCUCGUUUACUUGUAGAAUAUGAGGUUAUUUUAUUUGAAAUUUCUGUACAGUCUGUAGCAUACAUUAGGUAAUAAGGUAUCAGGACAAUGCAUUCUUAAAAUUCACCAGAUGUUAGUGUAACCAAUGUAAAUCUUGUAUUAUGUGUAGAAAAGUGUUUUAUAUAUUUUGAUAUAGUGCCAUAGUAGAUAGAAUUGUGUGUGCUUAUAUGUUGUAUUCAGUAUAUAAAUAACUGCUUUGAUAGAAAACAGUGCUUAUUUAAUUAGUUUAACCCUUUGUAAUUGAUGCUAAAUUCCAUUCAUAUAUCAUUGAAUUUGGAUGUAUUUUUGCUUUUUUAUACGCUGUGUUGCCAUCUCUAUUUAUACCUUAUUCAAAAAUAUAUAGGACAUUUUUAUUGAAUCAUUUUGAACAUUUAAAUGCACGGUUUUAGUAGAAACUAUUUUUUUAAAAGAAUUAACAACAAAAACACUUAUACAAAAUUUGGAUGACAAUCUUGUCUGUAUCUGAAACAAAUGACCCAAAAGACAUGAGAUUAUAUUAUUUGGGCCAAUCCAAAAUUACUGUAAUUCUUCCAUACAAUUUUUUCAUAAUCCAUUGCAGAUAAAUGAUCCACCCUGGUAUAUAAUAGUGCUUUUGAGAUGGCAAUACUUUACUGUAAAUAUAGAUGUAUUGUUAUAAAGAACUACUAUGGCUCAUUAAGGUCAGUAUGUAGUCAUUAAAUUUGAUGCUGGUGUGUUAUGUAUGGGACUUAUUUAAGUAAUAUUAAUGCUGUAUAGUACAAAUACAAAAAUGUACGUGCCUUCACUAUUGCCAAGGCCAUACUAAAAAUCUUCUUUUGGAAUCAUUUCCCUUGUAAUUUGACUGCAAAUUAUUUGUUUUAUACAUUUUCAGUACUUAUCUCAAAAUUACAAUCUAUCUUUGUUAGUAUGAGAAACAUGAUUUAUUUGAACAGUAAUUGAUCAUUUAAAAGACUUUUUUUAGCACCUGGUGGAGCAUUCCUAAGGCUUAUUACUAGAACAUUAUCAAUUAACUUUAGUAUUCCUGGCUACACCAAUACCAAUUAUUAUUGACUGGUCUUUAAGGGUUAUGUCGGUCAUUUUAAGGCUGGUGUUUAAGUUGUUUUUCAUUUGGUUACAAUUCUAACAAGUUUGUGUUGUAUUUAUUACUUAGGUAACCUGUUAAUUUUUUACUGACAAAUUGUUUGUGAUUAAAUUAGUUUUCAAAAAAAGUGGAAGCUAUACAAGUUUUUUUCUUAAAUUUUUGUAAAUAUUGCUCUGCAGAUAAUUUAGAACACGGGUCAGACUAACACAUAUUGCUUUACUGAAUAUAUAUUAGAAUAGUGUCAUGUCAGGCAUAUGGAGGGGAAUGUAAGGGGAAGGAGAAUGAUACAUGUGUAGAUUGAAGAUCUAUAAUUAUGUAUAAUUUAGGUUUUGUGAUGACAACUUCGAAUAAUUUUUUAGUGCACAGAAUUAUUGCCUUUUACAAAUGGAGAAUCAACACUAAACACAUUUGCUUGAAUCAUGUAUAUAUACAACUAGCUUAUUGCACUAAUGUUGUUAUGUUUUGUAGUAUUGAUUUGUCAAAGACUAUUUCAUAAAAUUGGUAGCCUUAAGUCUAAAGAAUGUCACAGUUUCUAUGAUAAAUGUCAAUAGAAUAAUAUGUACUAUAAUUUCAACAGAGACUGAAUACUCUUAAGAAUUCACUUGUUUUAUCAAAAAUUGAAUUUUAAACAACUAUAUUGUUUUAUGGAAUAGUCUUUCAAAAUAAAAUAUGUUUGAAAAGUACAGAAUCUUAAGAACCUGGCCAUGAUUUCUAAAAAAUAGUCUGAUGAAGUUUAUGGUAACCAAAGAAGUUUUCUUGAAAUCAUGGUCAGAUUGUAUAUAAAGUAAGCGGGUAAAGCUGUAAAUCCACAAGUCUUUCAGAAUAAGUAGGUUGUAUGAAGAAUUGUUAACUUUUGUAAAGAAUUGUUCCAUGUUAAAGUUUUGUUAACUGCAUCAAAUAAAAAACUGUAAAUAACA